Oenanthe melanoleuca is the source of this 915-nucleotide messenger RNA. RefSeq names its product RNA binding motif protein 8A (gene RBM8A). Gene Ontology annotation, biological process: RNA splicing. Gene Ontology annotation, molecular function: mRNA binding. NCBI's taxonomy places the organism in Eukaryota, Metazoa, Chordata, Aves, Passeriformes, Muscicapidae. Bases 37 to 561 code for a protein of 174 amino acids. Gene Ontology annotation, cellular component: cytoplasm; nucleus; exon-exon junction complex. The transcript has 6 exons. The record is from RefSeq and is a predicted model, not a curated record.
GGCGCUCUCCCGGCCUGCUCCAGUAUUCUGGGCAAGAUGGCGGACGUGCUGGAUCUUCAUGAGGCGGGCGGAGAGGAUUUCGCUAUGGACGAGGAUGGGGACGAGAGCAUCCACAAGCUGAAGGAAAAGGCCAAGAAGCGGAAGGGCCGCGGCUUCGGCUCAGAGGAAGGAUCCCGCGCUCGGGUGCGCGAAGAUUACGACAGCGUUGAGCAGGACGGAGAUGAGCCAGGGCCACAGCGAUCCGUGGAGGGCUGGAUCCUGUUUGUGACAGGGGUGCAUGAGGAGGCCACAGAGGAGGACGUGCACGACCGAUUCGCCGAAUUUGGAGAGAUCAAGAACAUCCAUCUGAACCUGGACCGGCGCACGGGAUACUUGAAGGGCUACACGCUGGUCGAGUAUGAGACGUACAAGGAGGCGCAGGCAGCCAUGGAGGGGCUCAACGGGCAGGAGCUCAUGGGGCAGCCGGUCAGCGUGGACUGGUGCUUCGUCAGGGGCCCCCCCAAGGGCAAGCGGAGGGGUGGGCGCCGGCGGAGCCGCAGUCCGGACCGGCGCCGCCGAUGAUGGAUCCAGCCUUCCACCAUUUGUGUUCUGAGUCCAGACUGGGGGAAACUGGGGGUUUGUACGCAGCCUCGGGGAGCCAAACCAGCUCCAUCACCGGGGAAAUUUGGGUUUUAUGGAAUUAUAUUGUUUUCAAAGGACAAAUAAGAGGGAAGCAGCAGUCUCUGCGGGUUGGGGGGAUUUCCCUCAGGUUUGGGGGACCCAAACCUCAUCCCUGAUCUCUCCCAGCCCCCCAUCCCAGUACAUCCCAGGAGUUUUUUCCAUGCCCUAGGCAAAUGGUCCCUAAAUCUCCCAUGGUAUUUAUCCCACCAGAAAUUCCUUGUUUUCUGUUAAAUAACAAGAUUUUGUCUAAGUUUG